AUGGAGGCGGCCGGGAGCGGGACCGGGGACUGCGCCUCAGCCCGGGAGGCGGCGGAGGCCCCGGGGUCCCCGGCCCUGCCCGGGCGGCGGGAGGAGGACGAGGAGGAGCGGGAGGCGGCGGGGCCGUGCCGCGGGCGGGCCUCGGGCGGGCGCGGAGCGGAGGCGGGCGGGGGCCGAGGCGGGCGGCGGUGGCGGCCCCGCGUCACGGUGGACAGCUCCAAGGCCAAGACGUCGCUGGAGGCGCUGAAGAUCAGCCUGAGGCAGCUGCGCUGGAGGGAGUUUCCUUUUGGCAGACGCUUGCCAUGCGAUAUCUAUUGGCACGGGGUGUCAUUUCACGAUAAUGAUAUAUUCUCAGGUCAAGUCAACAAGUUCCCAGGCAUGACAGAGAUGGUACGUAAAAUUACACUGAGUCGGGCAGUGAGAACAAUGCAAGAUCUGUUUCCUGUAGAAUAUAACUUCUAUCCUCGAUCCUGGAUUCUGCCAGAAGAAUUUCCCCUCUUUGUGGAUGAGGUUCAGAUGAUGAAAGAGAGCGAUCCAUCCUGGAAGCCCACUUUUAUCGUAAAACCUGACGGAGGGUGCCAGGGGGAUGGAAUCUACCUCGUUAAAGACCCAAACGACGUCAGACUGACGGGAAGCCUCCAGAGCCGGCCAGCUGUGGUCCAGGAAUAUAUUUGCAAACCCCUGCUUGUUGACAAGCUGAAAUUUGAUAUUCGUCUUUAUGUCUUACUGAAAUCUUUAGAACCCUUAGAGAUUUAUAUAGCCAAAGAUGGACUUUCUAGAUUUUGUACAGAGCCCUAUCAAGAGCCCACUGUAAAAAAUUUGCACCAGGUUUUUAUGCACUUAACCAAUUAUUCACUAAAUAUCCAUAGUGGGAAUUUCAUCCAUUCUGACAAUGCAAACACUGGCAGCAAGAGGACAUUUUCAAGCAUUCUGUGCAGACUGUCUUCCAGAGGAGCUGAUGUCAAAAAGGUUUGGUCAGAUAUAAUUUCACUGGUGAUUAAAACAAUUAUUGCACUGACUCCAGAACUGAAGGUUUACUAUCAGUCCGACAUACCGGCGGGAAAGCCUGGGCCAACUUGCUUCCAGAUUUUAGGCUUUGACAUUCUCCUGAUGAAAAACUUGAAGCCCAUGUUACUAGAAGUAAAUGCAAAUCCCAGCAUGAGAAUAGAACAUGAGCAAGAGCUCUCUCCUGGGGUAUUUGAAAAUGUCCCAAGUCCUGUUGAUGAAGAAGUGAAAGUAGCUGUUAUCAGAGACACUCUUCGUCUAGUGGACCCUCAGAAAAAGAAGAGAAAAGAUAUCCAAUCUCAGACUUCAGAGCACGUGUCGGAAACAAAAGAUGAGCUACUGGAUGCAGGACCAGCAGACGGACUGGAAUAUGAUACCAGCAAAACUACGGAGGCAGGCCUGCCUUCCCUUUGUCUCAAGCAGGUGUUUCCAAAGUAUGCUAAGCAGUUCAAUUAUCUGCGACUUGUGGACAAAGUGGCUGCGUUGUUUAUCCGAUUUCUUGGUGUAAAAGGGACAACGAAGUUGGGGCCAACAGGUUUCCGAACGUUUAUAAGAAACUGCAAACUGAGUAACAGCAACUUUUCAAUGGCUUCCGUAGAUAUCUUAUACAUUGAUAUCACGAGAAGGUGGAACAGCAUGGGAAUCGAUCACAGAGAAUCAGGAAUGUGUUUGCAAGCCUUUGUUGAAGCUUUCUUCUGCCUGGCUCAGAAAAAAUACAAGUCACUUCCUCUUCACGAGCAAGUGGCAUCAUUGAUUGACUUCUGUGAGUAUCAUCUGGCUGCCCUGGAUGAAAAGCGCCUGGUGUGUGGACGAGGGAUUCUGGAGCGCCGAAGUGCAGUUGCUACUUGUCAGACUGAAGGACUUCAACUUACAGCAGCUGCACAUACACCCCUCCUAAAGCACAGAGCCACAGCUAGUAAAUUUGCAGAUUAUAGAAAUCAUCGCUAUUAG
Molecule: messenger RNA, 1956 nt
Organism: Cygnus atratus (black swan)
Lineage: Eukaryota; Metazoa; Chordata; Aves; Anseriformes; Anatidae
Gene: TTLL11
Product: tubulin tyrosine ligase like 11
Biological process (GO): protein polyglutamylation; microtubule cytoskeleton organization
Cellular component (GO): cilium
Molecular function (GO): tubulin binding; tubulin-glutamic acid ligase activity
Source: RefSeq, a predicted model, not a curated record